CAUGGAAACCCAUUACAGUUUCUGAAUUUAAAGUUUUUUGGGCCUAACCCUCAACAUGGGCAUUACUAAAAAAAAAUGUUCUCUGUUGUCAUGGCCAGACAUAGAUAUGAGAGUAUAAUGUGUUUUAUGCAUUUCAAUGACAACACACUGCCAUCCUCAGGUUGGCCUACCACUUCAUGGCUGAAUUGCUGUUGUCCCCAGUUGGUUCCAUUUUGUAAUAAUACCAUUAACAGUCCAUCGUGGAAUAUUUAGUAGCAAGGAAAUCUGACGACUGGACUUAUUGCACAGGUGGCAACCUAUCACAGUACUGCGCUUUAAUUUACUGAGCACCUGAGAGUGACCCAUUCUUUCACAAAUGUUUGUAGAAGCAGUCUGCAUGCCUAGGUGAUGAUUUUAUACACCUGUGGCCAUGGAGGUGAUUGGACACCUGAACCCAAU
This is a messenger RNA of Staurois parvus, 438 nucleotides long. The record is from the annotation of a GenBank genome assembly. NCBI's taxonomy places the organism in Eukaryota, Metazoa, Chordata, Amphibia, Anura, Ranidae.